This is a messenger RNA of Melanaphis sacchari, 2616 nucleotides long. Its product is annotated as homeobox protein koza-like. The record is from RefSeq and is a predicted model, not a curated record. Lineage: Eukaryota; Metazoa; Arthropoda; Insecta; Hemiptera; Aphididae. The transcript is spliced from 3 exons. Gene Ontology annotation, biological process: regulation of DNA-templated transcription. Gene Ontology annotation, molecular function: DNA-binding transcription factor activity, RNA polymerase II-specific; DNA binding. The coding region runs from base 483 to 1262 and encodes 259 amino acids.
CCGCGUAAUGUGUCACCCCCAAUAGGCUCCUCCUGACGACUCCACGCUAAGAACGUGUUUAAUCAACCUCGCGCGAGCGCUCUCCGCCACGCCACCAACAGCUUUUCGACGAACGUUUCCAAGGACGCUGCAGUCGACGACGACCCACAGUACAUACCAGUAUAUAUUAUAUAAUUGCACGCAGUAGUACUAUUACUCAUGCCCUUAAAAAUCACAUAAUAUUUUACAAUAUUGCAUUAUUAUCCCGUUUACGGUUAUACCUACAGCACGCAAUACCGCGGUAUAAAUCACGUACCUACAACCUGUUAUAUACCUGAUGCAGCACGAUCUUUCAUCGCGGUACAGCCGUACAACCAGCAAUAUCGCAUAGAUUAUUUGGUAUAAUACAUAUAUUUAUGAUAUACGAAACUAUAAUAUCAAAAGUACACCUCAACUUUAUAUAUAAUAUACUGGUGUAGCAAAACAAAUAAAAACACAUCAUCAUGGAGUGUCCAAAACCUUCGUUUCUCAUCAGAGAUUUGAUUGGAGACGUCUUACAAACUUCAAAAUCUUCUGAUAUGUCCAGUGACGAAGGCACAGCUGACAUGGAUGACCGUACACUAACAAUUAGUAACUUUUCCGCACUACCGCUGUUGGUGCAAAAACAUCACCACCAUCACUACCAACAACACCAAGACAUGUUGACCGGGAAAUCGUGCGGUCGGAAGGUCAGACGUAGAAGGACAGCGUUCACUCAUGCUCAACUAGCUUACCUCGAACGCAAGUUUCGUUCCCAGAAGUAUUUGUCUGUAGCCGAUCGCAGUGACGUGGCCGAAGCGUUGAAUUUGUCGGAAACUCAAGUCAAAACGUGGUACCAAAAUCGAAGGACGAAGUGGAAGCGUCAGAAUCAAUUGCGUCUCGAUCAGCUACGCCAACAGUCGGUUGAGCCGCAAUCGGAAACGUCCACCGCCGCCGCCGCCGCCGCUGAGUACGGUCAGCACCAACAGCACAGGCUGCACUCAGUGGAACCGCACCACAAUCGGCAAGAGCACAGAGUGUACGUACCGUCGUCGGCGGCUUCAGCGUCGGCGGACCCGGACGUACAAGCGGCUGCAGAGACGUCGGCCGCCGCACCGUUGACGUCGUCGACAGCAGCAGCGGCCGCGGCUGCGUUCAUCGGUGCGCCGUACCCUGGGGUGGCCAAUGGCGCGCGAUGGAACUUUCUGACCACGGCCGCGGCAAUAGUGCGGAACGUGUCGUACGUGCACGGAUGUCACAUGUAAACAACAUUAUAAUAUUGUAAAAUGACAUAUUAUUGUAAUAUGAUUCAGUUCGCAUCGGCACGGAUUGUAUACAGGGUGGUCGUACGAACGAUAUCAUAAUAUUAUAUAUUAUAUACUAAGCGACGCUUUAAAUAAAUAGUACCUAAUGUAAUUUGUAGGGGAAUAAAUCUACGCGCCCAACAUGCGACGUUCUAGUUUGGCAAAGAUUUUUGAAAUAACGUUGACAUACAGGCGUACAACAUACAAAUCGUGGUCGUCCUUAGACCAAUUAAUAAGGAAAGGGGACAAAAAAUUUCAACUCGAUUUUUGCAAAAUAAUUUUGGGAAAUUGGAAGUACCUUUAUAAGUAUGUUAUAGGCAUGUAGUUAAGGGUAGACAAUUUUAACGGGCUAAGAUAAAUGCCUUUACCUUAAUAUUUUAUGUAGGUACUGCCCUAUUGGUCUUUGAUAUCAACAAAAAAUAUAUUAUUAUGCAUAAGUUAAUAAAUAAGUAAAAUAGAAACUAACAAAAUGUUUAAAUAGCUAAAUAAGGUAUUAGAUAUGCCUUCCCUCUUCAAAGGCAUCACUGAAAUGUUAAACAAUGUCAAUACUGCUUUAUAUGGCGGAGAGCCGAUUGCCGAAUACCUAUACAUGAUUUGCUCCAGAUACUUCCUUCACCUAUAAAUUCAGUAUGAAUAUUAUUGUAGUACGAGAUCGUGAAUCAUUAAAUUUUAUAUAAUAAAAUCUAUGUUAUACUACAUUGUACACUCAAGCUAUCACAAUCUAAAUUACCUAUUGUCCACUUAUUGAAUUUAUGAUCAUAAAGAUACCUAUUUUGGAUUUACGAAUUCCACCUUAUGACAAACUCACAAUAGGUUCAAACAAUUUUUGACUUUGACUUACGAAAAAUAUUUAUUAAGUUCACGAUUUCCAUAUCCACAUUUUAAGUUUUUGACUUAAGAGAAACUUAAAUAUUUAAAUCAAAUAUAUUAUCAAGACUCCUCCUCAUAUAACCUCCGUUUCAUGGAGUAUCAACCUGUCUUAAUUUAUGUCUUUAUAUACGACAUGUCAACAUAAUUUAUUUAUUAUUUAUUUAUUAUUUAUUCCAGUCCUUUUUCUACAUUAAAUGCGUAUAUAGUAUAUCUAUUAAUAAAGUUAAAACUAUUUUUAUGAAGACAACUAAUAGCAUUUUAAGGUAGAUACCUAUAUUUAUAAUUUUAACGGGCGAUUAAAAAUUGUAGGUUUGUCCAAGAAGAAUCCCUCCGCGUCUCCUCCCCAUUUUUUUAAAAGUAAUUCCCGACUAAUUCAAUUAUAAAAAUAUAAACUUCAGUUAUAAUAGGUUAAGAUAGAUGGAUACCUACCUAUGUCUUUAAAAUU